This is a messenger RNA of Trichechus manatus latirostris (Florida manatee), 2902 nucleotides long. It is a transcript of the gene TBC1D22B, whose product is annotated as TBC1 domain family member 22B. The transcript is spliced from 13 exons. NCBI's taxonomy places the organism in Eukaryota, Metazoa, Chordata, Mammalia, Sirenia, Trichechidae. The record is from RefSeq and is a predicted model, not a curated record. Gene Ontology annotation, biological process: activation of GTPase activity. Gene Ontology annotation, molecular function: GTPase activator activity. The coding region runs from base 103 to 1620 and encodes 505 amino acids.
CGGCGGGGAAGCGGCCUGGGUUGGCCCUCCGGUUGCGGGGUCGUGGGGGCGUCACGCCGGGUACCCCCGGCCCGCCUACAACGCCUUCCCCGGGCCAGAGCAAUGGCCUCCGAGAACAGCAAGCAGUUUUGGAAAAGGAACGCCAAGCUGCCGGGGAGCAUCCAGCCUGUGUAUGGAGCACAGCACCCUCCUCUGGACCCUCGACUCACCAAAAACUUCAUUAAAGAACGAUCAAAAGUCAGUGGAGUUCCUCUGAAGAAUAAGAAGACCUCCAGUUUUCAUGAGUUUGCCCGGAAUACCAGUGAUGCUUGGGACAUUGGCGAUGAUGAGGAAGAGGACUUUUCCUCACCUUCUUUCCAAACUUUGAACUCAAAGGUUGCUUUGGCAACUGCAGCCCAGGUCCUGGAAAACCACAGCAAGCUGAGGGUGAAACCAGAACGGUCCCAGUCAACAACAUCCGACGUUCCUGCCAGCUACAAGGUCAUAAAGUCCAGCAGUGAUGCCCAGCUGUCCAGAAACUCCAGUGAUACAUGCCUGAGGAACCCUCUUCACAAACAGCAGUCACUCCCUCUCCGACCCAUCAUCCCCCUUGUUGCCCGGAUCUCGGACCAGAAUGCUUCUGGGGCUCCCCCGAUGACUGUGCGGGAGAAAACUCGCCUAGAAAAGUUCCGGCAGCUUCUCUCCAGCCACAGCACUGACUUAGAUGAACUGAGGAAGUGUAGCUGGCCAGGGGUUCCCAGGGAGGUUCGACCUGUAACCUGGAGACUCCUGUCGGGCUAUCUCCCAGCAAACACUGAGAGGAGGAAGUUGACCCUACAGCGGAAGCGGGAGGAAUACUUUGGCUUCAUUGAGCAGUAUUAUGACUCUCGAAAUGAAGAACAUCACCAGGAUACCUACAGACAGAUUCACAUUGACAUUCCAAGGACGAAUCCUCUCAUUCCGUUGUUCCAACAGCCACUUGUACAGGAGAUCUUCGAACGAAUUUUAUUUAUUUGGGCCAUCCGACACCCUGCCAGUGGGUAUGUCCAGGGAAUUAAUGACCUGGUCACUCCGUUCUUUGUCGUCUUCCUCUCAGAAUAUGUGGAAGAGGAUGUGGAGAACUUUGAUGUGACCAACUUGUCUCAGGACAUGCUGCGAAGCAUUGAAGCUGACAGCUUUUGGUGCAUGAGCAAGCUGCUAGAUGGAAUCCAGGAUAACUACACCUUCGCACAACCGGGGAUCCAGAAGAAGGUCAAGGCUCUGGAAGAGCUUGUCAGUCGAAUUGAUGAGCAGGUACAUAAUCACUUCAGGAGGUACGAGGUGGAAUACCUACAGUUUGCCUUUCGUUGGAUGAACAAUCUGCUUAUGCGGGAGCUUCCCCUUCGCUGCACCAUCCGCCUGUGGGACACGUACCAGUCUGAACCAGAAGGGUUCUCCCACUUCCAUCUCUAUGUGUGUGCAGCCUUCUUGAUCAAGUGGAGGAAAGAGAUCUUGGAUGAGGAGGACUUUCAGGGUCUCCUUAUGCUGCUACAGAACCUACCUACGAUACACUGGGGCAACGAAGAGAUCGGGCUGCUUCUCGCAGAGGCGUACAGACUCAAGUACAUGUUUGCCGAUGCCCCCAAUCACUACCGCCGAUAGGUGCUGUCUCCCCGUGGGGACCCAGACUGCCCCCAUCUCUGAUGGCAAUCUGAUCACUGUGGCCACUGUGCAAGCUGUGGACCCCGGCCAGGAACCACUCCUGCUGUAAAAAGCUCACACCCGCCGCCCAGGUCUGAACUUUUGGCGUGCCUGUCCACCACUCCAUGUUUCUGAAUGUGUCUCUUGGACCACUAUCAGUAUUCCAUGCCAUGUGGAUGGGCCCAGCUCUGGGAAAGGACAGAAAAGGAGGUACAGGGUCGUCUGCCCCUCUAAAAGAAACUGGACAAAAGAAGGGGAAGGCUCAGGGUCUCAACUCACAUUGUCCCUACAUGGACUGGCUGUCUCUCACCUCCCAGCCCAACUGAUACCAUUGCUCUUUGUGACAUAGUUUGAUUUGAUCACAGGUCAAAAACACCUUAUGUUUAAGAUUCUUGGCCCUUCCCUUUCUUCCCUAGACUGAGCCAGUGCUGUUAGAUGGAGGAGGCACUAAUGCUUGUAACUCUGGGAAGGGCUAGGAAUUUUAUUUUUUCUUUUCUCACCAGAUCUGUGUGUAUGUGUGCAUGUGUAAGCACGCGCACAUACACACCUCUCAGCAUUUAGGUAUGUGUCUAAACUUCUGUGUCCAGACUAGCCCCACAAAAACCAUCUGGGAAGGGACCCAGCGACCAGGUGUCUAAAUGUCCCUUGAGAAGGAUCAGGGCAGGGGAGGGAGGAGGGUCUUUUUACCUCUCCAAAUCCUUCUUCCAUGAUGACCCACUCCAAGAUAUUAUGUGUAAAUUGUGUUAUUAUGUAUAUGGGUAAAGAUGUACAAAUAUAUGUCUUCUUUGUAGCAGAUAUGAUUUUAUAUUUAUAGUGUGCAUCAACAUGUGAAAGCAGUCUAGGUCACUAGCACAGAUAAAGUUACCAGGCCAGCAGCUUCAGCAACUCCAGGUUGGUCUGUGGGUGCCCUGCUGUGAAGGGAGCGAAUGGGAGUCUGCUGGAGUCAGCAUGGCUUGAGCAGAUGCAGCUGCUCUUAAAAGCAACAUCAAUGUCUCAAGAGUUUUUCUCUUCCCCUUUCUUCUCACUCCUCCCUGGGCCUUUCUGGAGCAUCUGCCCUGCUCCCUCUCCCUCUAAAGCAAAAGAGGGCGUGAAGACAGAGCUCUCUACCCUCACCCCUCGCAGCCUCCCGGAGAGGGGACUGCAGCAGCAGAUGCCCUUUCUCCAUGUUUUUAGCUUCUGCCUUUUCCCAGAAUCUGGAGAGAGCUUUUGUUUUUACAUUUUUUAAGUCAGCGUUUUAUUCAGA